CUGUACCCGCUGACCGCACCGGCCAUGCAGCAGCCUCUGCUAGGAGCCGAGGGUCCGGACUAUGACACCUUUCCCGAGGCGCCCCCAUCGCCGGGAGAGAGGACGCGGGCCGGGGCCUUGCAAAACAGAAGGGUGUUCCUGGCCACCUUUGCUGCUGUGCUGGGCAAUUUCAGCUUUGGGUAUGCCCUGGUCUACACAUCCCCUGUCAUCCCUGUGCUGAAGCAAUCUUCUGACCCAGCACUACAUCUGAACAAAAUCCAGGCAUCAUGGUUUGGGUCCGUGUUCACCUUGGGUGCUGCAGCCGGGGGCCUCAGUGCUAUGUUACUCAAUGACCUCCUGGGCCGGAAGCUCAGCAUCAUGUUCUCAGCUGUCCCCUCAGCCAUUGGCUAUGCACUCAUGGCCGGUGCCCAUGGCCUCUGGAUGCUCCUGUUGGGGAGGAUGUUGACAGGCUUUGCUGGAGGACUCACUGCUGCCUGCAUCCCGGUGUACGUGUCUGAGAUUGCACCCCCUGGUGUUCGUGGGGCCCUGGGGGCCACACCGCAGCUCAUGGCCGUGUUUGGAUCCCUGUCUCUCUAUGCCCUCGGUCUUCUGCUGCCUUGGCGAUGGCUUGCUGUGGCCGGGGAGGGGCCUGUGCUCGUCAUGAUCCUGCUGCUUAGCUUCAUGCCCAACUCACCUCGCUUCCUGCUCUCAAAGGGCCGCGAUGAGGAAGCCCUGCAGGCCUUGACCUGGCUGCGAGCUGACUCUGAGGUCCAUUGGGAGUUUGAACAGAUCCAGGACAACGUGCGGAGACAGAGUAGCCGAGUGUCAUGGGCAGAGGCCCGGGACCCCCGUGUGUACCGGCCUAUUCUCAUCGCAGUCCUGAUGCGCUUUCUGCAGCAGCUGACAGGCAUCACACCCAUCCUCGUAUACCUACAGACCAUCUUCGACAGCACGUCCGUGGUGCUGCCCUCCCAGGAGGAUGCAGCCAUAGUUGGUGCUGUGAGGCUCCUGUCUGUGCUGAUCGCUGCUGUCACCAUGGACCUGGCUGGCCGUAAGGUCCUGCUGUAUGUGUCAGCAUCCAUCAUGUUUGUUGCCAACCUGACGCUGGGACUGUAUGCCCAAUUUGGCCCGAAGCCUCUGACCCCCAACAGCACUGUGAGCCUGGAGAUUGUGACCCUGGAGGCUACAGAACAGCCCACAGCCACAGCCUUCAAUUAUCUCACUCUGAUACCCCUGCUGGCCACCAUGCUCUUCAUUAUGGGCUAUGCCAUGGGCUGGGGGCCCAUCACCUGGCUCCUCAUGUCUGAGGUUCUGCCCCUGCGUGCCCGUGGUAUGGCCUCAGGGCUCUGCGUGCUGGUCAGCUGGCUUACAGCCUUCAUCCUCACUAAGUACUUCCUGCUGGCAGUGAAUGCCUUCGGCCUCCAGGUGCCUUUCUUCUUCUUCUCGGCCAUCUGCCUGCUCAGCCUGCUCUUCACAGGUUGCUGUGUGCCUGAGACCAAGGGCCGCUCGCUGGAGCAGAUUGAGGCCUUCUUCCAUACCCAAAGGAUGUCCUUCAGGCCCUAGUCAAGGGCUUGCCUGUAAGGGGCCAAACCACCCGAGCUGCCUAUGCACUGGCCGCAGAUUCACACCUGCAACAGGAGCAGCAGCG
This is a messenger RNA of Psammomys obesus (fat sand rat), 1627 nucleotides long. It is a transcript of the gene Slc2a6, whose product is annotated as solute carrier family 2 member 6. The record is from RefSeq and is a predicted model, not a curated record. Gene Ontology annotation, cellular component: membrane. The transcript has 10 exons. Bases 25 to 1542 code for a protein of 505 amino acids. Gene Ontology annotation, molecular function: transmembrane transporter activity. Gene Ontology annotation, biological process: transmembrane transport. Lineage: Eukaryota; Metazoa; Chordata; Mammalia; Rodentia; Muridae.